AUCUCCGUAACCUCAGCAUGGAGCCGCUGUUCAACUUCCUCACGGUGUUUUGGUGGUAGUCUGGCCUUAUUCUUGGACACAGAGCCGCCAUAUAUACCAGAAGGAGUAGCUAGACACCAUGUUUACCACCACUGGUUCUCGCGGUUUGUACAAGGCUCCUCUGUCUAAAGGCCUUCUACUGGUUCUGAAUGGACUGGCAGUGAUGCUCACCCUGCUGCCUCAGUACCAAGAGCUGUUCGAGUACAACCAGCAAGCAAUUAGCCAGAACCACCAGGUGUGGAGGUUAUUUUGUGGAAGGCUGGUGUGUCUGGACCUGAAGGACUCCUUCUGCAGCAGCCUUCUCAUUUACAACUUCAGAAUUUUCGAGCGGCGGUUUGGAACCAGGAAGUUCGCAUCCUUCCUGUUUGCCACUUGGUGUCUCUCAGCACUGACGGAUUACUUGCUGGCUCAAGCCUUCCAGUUCCUGUUUGACUACGAGGUGGAGGAGCUCCCUGCAGGACUGUUGGCUCCCAUCUUUUCUCUCUUUGUGCCUUUCUACCUGUCAAUCCCGAGGAUACCAAUCACUCAGGUCCUGGGUCACAUCCACAUCACCAACAAGUCUCUGGUCUACAUCGUAGGCCUGCAGCUGCUGAUGUCCAGCCCGUUCAUGUGGAUCCUUGCUGUCAGCGGACUAAUAUCAGGUGGGCUUUACUAUGCCAAUGUCACUGGGCUGCAGAAGCUGCUCUUCGUGCCUCUCUGGAUGUCUCGUCUCGGCCGCUGGGCCCUGGAACCCAUUUUCACGAGCUCUCAGCCCACCGAUGAGACACCGCUGGGGAUGGGAGCCACGCUGGAUAUCCAGAGACAACAGAGGAUGGACAUGUUGGACCAACAGCUGCUGCUGGCUCAGUACAACGAGGCCAGGAGAAACACCAGACAUCAGCAGCAGCAGGCAGGUCUGCUACAGUGGAGCAGAUUGUUUCCAUCCCUGAGACAUCGAGGACAGAACCAUCCUCCCGCGCAGCCUCGUGCUCAGGCUCACUCGGCCACACAAGCUCCCCUGCUGGACAAUUCUCCGGUCGCAGAAGAGCAGGUGGCGAUGUUGGUCGAAAUGGGCUUCUCCAGAACGGACGCACUGGAAGCCCUGAGAGCGUCCAACAACGACAUUAACAUGGCGACCAACUUCCUGCUACAGCACUGAGAGAAUGUUGAGUGAGAAAGAAGCAGGCGAGGCCAAGGAGCUGGAACGUGAGAGGAAAUGACCAUGCAAUAGAUUAUAUGUUGAUGUGCAGGUGCUGCUGAUGCUCCUGAGAUGGAGUCUGACCCAGAGCUGUUGGUGAAGCACAAAGGGUCAAAGCCCCUGUGGUGGAGGUUGACCAAGAACACAGAAGGGUCAGAAAGUCGAGUCCUCACACAAGACAGUCGUGUUGAAGACGAGGCUUAAAACAGUUUUAGAUUUCUCACUCCAGCUUCUGAUUUUGUCAUCACCUGACCGUAAUAGUGGUUCCUCCCCACCACACCCUCACAGUGUGUCUGUGGCAGAGUGAGCCAGGACUUGUGUUUCCUUAAGAGUGAGCAGAAAUUGGAUCCCAAUUCUCUCGUGUUGUGCACCGCAGAACUGGGUGUAGAUGAUGGUUCUGUGAGUGAAGGGAGUAAUUUGAAAUGACUGAAUCACCUACUCUGGGCUGAAAACUUCUUCCAUCCGUGUGUGUUUUGACUGGCAGUGCAACCAGAAUCUAUGCUUUAAAAUGAAGUGUCAGUCAAAGCGAUCAAAUGACACUGUAUGAUUUUGUGAUCAAUCAUUUGACAUUUUUGCCAUAUUUUGCUUCUCACUGUAUCAAACAUUACAGCGCGUGAAGUGAGGUGCACGUGAUCCAGAUUUAUCGCAGCUUCCCGAUUGCACUCAGCUUUAUUCAGAAAACCAAGUGCUGUUUUAGUGCGACUCCAUCCUCAGGAGAAGUUGUCACCCUGCUGCACUACCUGCAUAGUUUAGUCAAACAUGACUGUGCAACAUGGUCUCACCUGUCCGAACACUGUGACCUAACAUGAGGCUGUGACAUGACACUGUGUGGCGUUCACCCCACCCAACACAUGUGACACACGCUCGUGUUGUUUCUUAUACAUGUUGCUGUGAACAGCUAGUGUAUGCAGUUACAUGCACCAGAGAGCUUUGCCAUGGUUAGGUGCAGUUGCAAGGUUUUGCUUCUAACAUUCGGCUGAAUUACUGCUGCAGUUAUUCAGUGGCAGCUAAAUGCUGCAGAACUGAUUUUAUCACCAUGGUUGUCGAUUUAAUGUGUGCAUAAAUUCCUGAUGCCGGCACAUUACUUUGGUUGUGAUGUAAAACUUAACAAGCUCUGACUCAAACUAAUAUUGAAUCACAUGACGCUGAAGUGGAUGUACAUAGUUUCACAGUGUUUUCAGACGUGCAGGUGAAUUCUGAAAGGUUUUCUCAGGGUCCACAAGGUAAACUCCUCUUGAAUCACAUGCACUUCCACGGCCCAGAUAUGCAGUAAAAACAACCCUAUCGUCUUUCAGUUUUCAGUCUCUUCCCUCUUCUCUUGGUUUUAUUUAUUCUAUGCACAUUUUUCGGUUUGAUUUGAGUCUUAAAAUUAAUUUAUUAUGCAAAACAUCCUGACGGGAAGUCACUGCGCUAUUUGAGAGGAAGAACUGCCACCGUGUAUUUAUGUUGACAACAGAUAAUAGUUUUGUAUUUUGUGUAUGUUGAUAAUAUAUAACCACAAAGUUGACUGUUGUUUGUGAACAGAGUUGUUGCACGGUUCAACUGGUGUAGUGAUUGUUGGGUUUGUCAAUAAAUCAAGUGGAGACUGGAGGAUUUCUU
Molecule: messenger RNA, 2815 nt
Organism: Synchiropus splendidus (mandarinfish)
Lineage: Eukaryota; Metazoa; Chordata; Actinopteri; Syngnathiformes; Callionymidae
Gene: ubac2
Product: UBA domain containing 2
Exons: 10
Coding region: 119-1177 (352 amino acids)
Molecular function (GO): serine-type endopeptidase activity; protein binding
Source: RefSeq, a predicted model, not a curated record